AUGGCGGACCGUGAUCGAACUCGAGACCGCGACCGUGAACGGGAUCGUGAGCGUGACCGAGAAAGGGACAAGGAUAGAGACAGAGAUCGGAAACGAGACCGGGAAGACCGUGAUCGGAGAGACCGUGAACAUUCUUUUACCCCUGACCUUAACAGAACUACUCGGCAUACCCGCUCCCUUGAUGUUUUGACUUCAAAGAAGAAGCGUAAAGUAAAAGAGAUUGCAUCUACAAGCAAUAAACAAGACAAAUCAGUUGAUGUUUUGAUUUCAAAGAAGAAGCGUAAAGGAAAAGAUAUUGCAUCUACAAGUAAUAAAGAAAAUGCCCAAUCUGAUUCAGUUGAACAACUACAUUUUGGAAGAAUUGAGGUAUCGAGGGGAUGUACUAUCUCUGCAACUGUCAGUUUCUAUUUUUCAAAUUCCUCAAAACCAGUUAUACAAAGUGAUCCAGAAAUACCAGAUGCUACCAUAGUUGAACUUUCACAAUGUUCACUGUUCUGA
Messenger RNA from Solanum stenotomum, 498 nucleotides. RefSeq names its product DEAD-box ATP-dependent RNA helicase 21-like. The record is from RefSeq and is a predicted model, not a curated record. NCBI's taxonomy places the organism in Eukaryota, Viridiplantae, Streptophyta, Magnoliopsida, Solanales, Solanaceae. The coding region runs from base 1 to 498 and encodes 165 amino acids. The transcript is spliced from 3 exons.